Molecule: messenger RNA, 6015 nt
Organism: Adineta steineri
Lineage: Eukaryota; Metazoa; Rotifera; Eurotatoria; Adinetida; Adinetidae
Source: the annotation of a GenBank genome assembly
AUGCCAAAACUUUACGUUCAUAAAAUGUUAUCGAUAGCAUUAAAGACAUCAGAUCAGCGCAAUCUUGACCGUUAUCCAGUACAGGUUCAUGUUCUAGUUGAUGUUGAUGCUAAUAUAAGCAAUCAAUUGGAGGAACGACUACAUGAGGUCAAAGAUAAAUAUACUGGUGAAUACAUUCUUAUCAUUCCUUAUGAUUCGGGAAACUUUCAUUGGAUUGGCCUGUUAAUACAAUUUAAGGAUGAUAAACAGAUUCAACGUGCUGUAUAUAUUGAUCCCGUGAACGAAUCAAAUUAUUCUCCCAUCAAAUUGCAAGAACAAUUUAAUAAAGUUUUUUCCAACUUUAUUUUGCAGCCAAGAACCGCUUUGCAUAGAGGUAACCAGACCGAAAGUGCUUCGUUAAUCGUUAAAAACUUGCUGGAAGCAAUUGCUGAAUCUAAGUGCAAACAAGUUUAUCAUUCAACCACCAACAAAUCAUCUGAUCAAGUCAAUAAUACAAUGCCGUUAUCAAGUAAAACUCUUAAACUUUUUCAUUUAAGAAGCAUGUCUAUAAAUGACAGAGAAGAUGACUCUGAUGAAUUCACUUCAACUUUUUUAGUGAAAGUACCACAAAUCGAUGAUCCAUCUAAAAAAUCAGAUGAAUCAACCAAAGAAAGUGAGCUUUCAAAGUUUGAGACAAAACCGUGUAGUACUCUUAGUCUGGAGUUUAUAAAAUCUUGUUCUAAAGAUGACUGUCAAAUCACAAAUGAAAGCCUAAAAGACACUUAUAAAGGUUUUUAUUUAAUGCCAUCGUGCACAGAGAGAUUUCUACUUAGUUUACAGUACCUUAUUUCUCUCAAAUUAGUUGAUCAGAAUAUUAGUUUAGAUCAUAGUAUUGAACUAUUCGAUUGUAGGAAGUUAGAAAUGGGUGAAGAACUUCAAUGUUUAAAGGACCGUCUAAAAUUAGAAGAAAUUUUAUCAAUAAAAAUUCACGACGCAGUUGAGACACUUUCAAUACACAUUAAAAAUAAAAAUUGGAGAUCUUCUCUAGCUAUAUUAAAAGACAUACAGCAUGAGAUAAUGCCAUUGAAUAUUUAUGAGCUAUUUCGAUUAGUGAAAAAUGUCGAUGACACAGCAAAUUUAAUAAAAGACAAGAAGAUAAUCUUUUUUCUUGGUAAUACGGGCUCAGGUAAAUCCACAACUAUACAUUUUCUUGCAGGUUCUAAAAUGAUCAGGACAAAUAUCCAAGGAUUGAAUCAUAUAGCACCGACAGAGAUAAGAAAUUCGGAUUUGAAACGAGUUGUAACAGCACCAUUUGCUAAAUCUAUAACUCGGUGUAUCACACCAGUUACUGUUUGUUUUAAAGAUAUAGGUGCAUACGGACAUGAUAGUAUUAUCUUAUGUGAUAGUCCAGGUUUCGAUGAUACUAAUGGUUCUGAAAUAGAUAUUGCUAAUGGAAUAGCAAUAGUUCGAGCUAUACAAGCAUGUGAAAGUGUAAAACCAGUUGUAUUGAUUAGUUACAAAAGUAUUGGUGAUAGAUAUGAAGGAUUGAAGGAUCUUACUCAUACACUAGCUAGAUUGAUUCAAAAUAUCAAGCACCAGAUCAAAGCUUUCUCUUAUAUAUUCACAAAAUAUCCUGAGCAUGAAAAAGAAACGGUGCAUGCAUCAUUAGAAACUAUUAACGAUACACUUAGUGAUCAAGAGAGAUGUGAUACUAAUUUUAUGAGUAUACUUAAAGAUAUGCUUGAAAAAACCAAAAAGAAAGCAUACGUUUUAGACCCCAUUCAGGAUGAUCCAAGUACGAUUCUUGAUGAAGUUGCAGAUUCUACCGCUAUCAAUCAUCCAGAGAAUGUUUUUCAAUUUUUCAUUACAAAAAAAUCUCAAACUAUUCUAGAUAUGCAGGUGAUAAAAUAUGAAUUGAGUAUUAAAUUAGCAACUAAGCGUUCAGAAUAUUCGUUAGUAAAAUACAUACUUGAUCAAUUAAAGUUUUUAAGUGAGCUAUUAAAUCAAGAAUCUGUUAAUCAAAUUUACAUAAAUUGUACUAAAGAUGUAACUAGGCAUCUUUUUGAAGAAUAUCAGAAAGCGAUAUUGAUAUUGAAUCAUAGUUUAUUAGAAGAAACAGUUUUAAUUGAUGAAGAGAUAAAACAAUAUCGAACCUAUGUUGAUCGUGGUAGUCUGGCAGAAGAUUUAAGAAAAACACAUUUAGAAAAUGAAGCGAUUCCUAAUUGUGCUUAUAUUGAAUACUUAAAUGAAAAAGUUGAUAAUUUAGUGGAAACUCUACAAGAAAAAGAUAUUAAUGAUUUGUCAAUAAAACUCAAUAUAGAUAAAAUAAAAGUUCUUUCAGAGUACUUCGAUGAUGUGAAUGCUCAAUAUAAACUUAUUUGUCAAUUUUUUUCAGAAAAAAUAGAACAAUUAGUUGAUUCUUUUGAAAAUUCAGUAUUGUCGAAUGAAUUUUGCAAAAGUAUUUCUAUAAUGACAAAAAUGUAUGAUGCAAAUACUAUUUUAGGCCGUCAUCUACAGACUUUCAACAUUGAAAAAAAAUAUUCUAAAAUGAAAGAUUUUUUUCUAAAUUAUUUAAACGGUUAUGUGAAAAAGUUUCAUGAGAUUUUUUUCAAGGAAAAACUUGAAUCAGCUGAUGUAGAAAACCUAAAUAAUUGCAUAUGUACACUGGAACAAGUAAUGAAUAUAUUUAAUCUCGAUUUGCAUAUCUCUAAAGUCGAUGUUAAUAAAAUUUAUGAAGAAUUUUCAUACAAACUUCUCAAUUAUUUCGAACAAAUUGUAGAGAAUAUAAAUAAUGAACUUAAAAAUAAACAUACAUUUUAUAGACUAGAGCAGCUUUUCAAAGAUUUAGACAGAUUACGGACUAUUUCAAGUAUUGCGCAUAAAUCCAAUCAAAUAUAUUAUAUUACUGUUGGAAAACUAGUAGAUCAUAUAAAUGAAACACGAAUAUAUGUUGAAGAACUUUUACGAAGUUUAUUUCGAAGAGAAGAAAAAAUUACUUAUGAUAAGAUGAUGAAAUGCUUAUCGAAUCUUCAAAAUGCACAUUGGAUAGAAAAUUAUAGAACACGAGCUUAUUCAGAAAUAAUAAAAGAUAUUGAGCAGCAAUUAAUUCAACACAUAAAAGAAUUAGAAAAAUCUAUAAUGAAAUCGGAUUUAGAUCUUGACAAUUUUACUAAGAUUUCCGAUGCUGCGAAAGUACUAACUGAAAUAGAUGAAAUGAGGCGUUUUGAAAAUUUUAUUCCGAUUCUAAAACAAUAUAUAGAUGAAAUUAACUCAAAAUUUCAAGGAAUAAUAAGUAAUGUGUUUAUCAUCAUCAAAGAUACACUCAAUUUAGGUAAAUCAAACGAACAAGUUUAUAAUACACUUGAUUAUCAUACAGCUGAAAAAGCACUUCUCUAUUUAGAUGCUUGUAAAACAUUCCAUAUUUUGAAAAAUGAUUCUGUAUUACUAUUGAACAGUUUAGAAAAUUAUAUAAGAAAUUAUAUUAGUUUUAUUAGAGAUGAAAUAAAAGGUUAUUUUGACGUAAUUAAGCAAAAUGAAAAUGAUAUAUCAAAUAAAAUUGAAGCAAUAUCAAGUCGUUUACAAGAUUUAGUAGAAAUAAAAACAACAUGUAAUCGUAUUUUUUCUUGUUUUCAUAAACCUAUCGAGAUGAUUAUUAAGGAUUGGAAAAAAUUAUUAUUAGAUUAUUCAACUGAAUUAUCUGAGGAAAUGGAUAUGUUAUAUUUAACACAAAGUAUUGAGCUUUUCGAUAAGAAAUUAUCAAUUAUAAAAAUAUUCAGUAACUUAGAUUGGUUCUUAGAAGAUGGAAAAUACAUGAAUACUUAUUAUAAAUAUCAAGAAAAACUUCUCUCACAAAUCCAUGAUAUUGAUAAGGAAAUAAUAGAUGCUAUUAAAAACUUUGAUUAUGAAUUACUCGAUGAAAAAAUGGUCACAUUACAAUCAUCAAACAAAGUUGAAAAACAUUUUUAUCAAAAAGCGAAACGAUCUCUUAGUAUAGGUUUAAAUCGAUUAAAGGAAGAUACAAAAGGAUUAACAGUGGUAUUUACUCAUAAUAUAGAAAAAGAACAAGUUAAAUUAAUAGUUGACAAUUUAAAACGACUAGAAAAAGCUAAGUUUGUCAUCGAAAAACAUUUAGAUGUUUCACACGCUAUAGAUGAAUUUAUUGAAGAAAUAAAGAAAUCGAUUGAAACAAAGAUGAAGUACUUUUUAGAUCAUAUAAAAGCUCUUGUUACAAAUUACAAUUUUAAUGAAGCUGAUCAGAAAAUAGAUACAGUUCUUUUGGUGCGUAAUCUAUUAGGAAAAUAUUGUAUGAAAAAUAUCUCAGAUCAAAUAGAAAUUUUACAAAACUAUGGAAAAAUAGUUGUAUUACCUGCUGUGAUAAACAAAUAUUCACAGAUGGAUAUUAGCGAAUAUACAUUGAAUCCACCAAAGAAUAUUUUUGAAAAACUUGCGAAUGUUAAUAGUACGAAUCAAAUUUAUAGUGAAGUUUUAGAUAAGCUUAGAAAAAUAAUUUUAGAAAAAUUUCGAAACGAAUUAGAACGAGCUAAAAUAAAACAAACAAUAGAUAUUACAAAUGAACAUAUAAGAAGAUUUGAAUCUGCUGUUAUAUAUUUACCUGAAUCAAUGAAAAAUGCUCUAGAAGUUGAAUUACACCACUGUACAGACGAUAUAAGACGUCUCAUACAAUAUAGUGAACUUAAAUUACAAGACUCAUCUAUUACUGAAGAAAUAGAUAAAAUCAAUAAUUGUUCAUUUGAGUAUCAAAAUUUACAAGUUAUUAAAUCGUAUUUUAACAAAGGAAAAGAGUUAGCUUCCAAACGGAUAGGCAAUAUUGUUGACAAAAUACAUCAAAACCUAGACAAACAAAAUAUUAUGGAAGUAUUAAAUGAUAUGAAAACAUUGUAUAAAUAUAAAACAGAAUUAAAUAUGUAUUUUAAUGAUAUUGAAACAAUAUACAUAGAAGUAGAUGUAGACAUAAUAUGUGUAUUUGAAGAUGCUUAUCAGUAUUUUUUAAAUCAAAUUGUAACUGGUCAUGAAGCAAAACUUAUAAAACCUAAUAAUGAUGUGUUAAAGAAAAGUUUUAUCUGUUUAUCUGAGUUCAUAAAAUUUAGAGAUGAUGUUCAGAAUGAACAAAUUUCGAAUUUCAUACUUCCGCAGGAUUUCGAUGAAAAAAUGAUAAGAUUAUCCGAAAGAAUAGCUACAUAUUCAGCUGAGCAGGAAAAAAAAUAUAAAGUUGCUCUUGAGAAUUUUGAUGUUGGAAGUCUGGUAGAUAUCCUUGACACUAUGAGCAUAUGUAAUUUUUUAUUAACGGAAAUACAAGUUUAUCACGGUCAACAUAUAAACAAAAACUCAAUCUUUAGCAGCAUAGUAGUAAAUUUAGAGAAACUCACAUCACGUCCGGAUAUGUUAGAAUCUGUAUGUGAAAAAAUUGAAAAUUUAGGAAAAGAGUUAAUUAACACUAUGCUAUUUGACAGUAAUAGAAAGUAUCAUACGAAAGAUCGAGAUGAGUUCUAUCGAAAAGUAGAUGAGAAAUUUUCUAUUCUAAGUCAAUCUAAAAGUUUUCGUCCACUUCAUCUAAGAAUUGAUGUAAAUAAGCUUGAAGAAGAAUGUUUACAAUCAAUCGAAAAACAAAUUUCGAUUGUUUAUUUGGAUGUCGAAAAAUUUUUAGAUAAUUUUUCACAAGAAAAAUUCUUAACAAGGCUAGACUAUGAGAAUUUCAAUACGAAUUUUUCUAAUUUGAUGUCGAUCGAACGAACAAUGGAAACAAUACAGUUUCGAAGAAAAAUAACUACUAAAAAAAUCAAAAAAAUAAUUCGUGAUAAAAUUAAAAUGUGGGAAAAUUCUAUUGAAAAAGAGCAAACGUUAGAAAAUAUUGCUAACAAUUUAAUAAAAAUGAAGCUCGUUUCAAUAAAUAUGCCUUGUCUGAACAUUAAUAUGCCAAAACGAAUAGAGGAAAUUCUAUCUGAUUUACGACCAGUAUUUAAGGAAACUGACUUUGCAACGUUAGCUGUGAUUGUAAAUGAAACAGGGUUCGAAUAA